AAAGAACAUACUUGGAAAGUUAAGAAACAUUUUAAAUUCAAUCUCUGAACGAGCAGCAGUAGCAUUGCUUACCAGACGACAUAAAUAAUUUAAAAGUUGUGACUUGAUAAAAAUAUGUUAAAGGUAGUUUUCGUAGUCUUGUGCUUGAUGUUAGCCGUUGUUGCUGCAUAUCCGAGCGAGGAUGUUGUGAAAAACGAUCAGUCAGUGUCAGUUGAAAGGAGUGAAUCAGCUGAAAGUGAGGAACAAGAUUUGAGUGGAGCUGAAUCUAGAUAUGGUGGAUUCGGAGGUUUUGGUCAUGGAUUCGGUGGUUUAGGUCAUCUUGGAGGUUUAGGGGGCUUAGGCUUUGGUAGAGGAUUCGGCUUAGGACAUGGUGGUUUUGGAGGGCAUGGCUGGAGACAUUGGGGUUAAGUCACUUUUGUCAUCACUUUACUAACACCUUCUGAAAAUGUGAUAAAAAAUAACUGAAAUAAACCAAAAUAAUAAUAAAAUAAAUUCAAUAAAAC
Molecule: messenger RNA, 503 nt
Organism: Chironomus riparius
Lineage: Eukaryota; Metazoa; Arthropoda; Insecta; Diptera; Chironomidae
Source: the annotation of a GenBank genome assembly